AUGUCAGCCACGGAAUGGAACAAGGGUGCCUAUCUGAUGUGGCAUGUGCUUGGGAUGAAUGAGCUAGGCUCGGACCAGGCCCGCGAGAAGAGGGGAGCUCUUGAACGUGUCAUCGGUGCCUACACAACAAAAGCUUACGUGCGCAAAUACGCUGUUGUUCCAAAAACCUCCAAGGCGGUGCUCGGCCCCCGUGAGGAGCUGAUGGAGAAUGAGGCCGAGGAGGCCAUGGAGCCCGAGGAGGCCGAGGCCAUGGAGGCCGAGGCCAUGGAGGCCGAGGCCAUGGAGGGCGAGCCCAUGGAAGCCGAAGGAGCCGUGCGAAGGGUGCGAGGAGGAGCAUGGUCUGAAAACGGUCUGAAGCACCUGGCCCGCGUUGCGACGUUCGAGCUUGCCCGUAUCCCGGGUCCCGAGGAGGGCUACGCCGAGGGCGACGCCGAGUUUGCCACAGAAGAGGGCUACGCAGAAGACACGGAGGAGUCGAUUCUUCGUCAGAGAAUCGUGCAUGACAGCGCCCGCGUUGCACUUAUCACGGUCGAUGAAGAUCAGGAGGAGCUGAUGCCGGCAGAGGAAGAGGCCGAAGAGGCGGAACAGGAUCCAGAGUUGGAUGCCAAGUUUCAGGAGGAGGAGGCACAGGCAGCCGAGGAGGGAGAGGCCGAGGCUGAGUACGAAGCUGAUGCCUGGGAGGAGGUGGAGGAGAUCGAACUAUGCUUCACGAAGCCGCGGGAGCCACGGGGUCCACCGCCUGAUGUCGCCCAGGCACCGGGAGAGAUCUCUUUUGAGAGUGGGGAGCAGAGUAGCACGUUGGAGAGCGAAGCACAAGGCGUGGGACGUCACGCCCCCGCCGCCACCAGUGAGGUGGACACUGCCAUCUGGGUCCAAGUCACGAGAGGCUUAGAGGGAGAACUCAACAUCAUUCGCAGUUCUUCGCUGCUCCCGAACUCUUUGCUGCUUUGUGGCUUCGGAGGUUCCAGCGGGCUUGAAGGUGGUGCCUCCGCGACCAGGCAGAAGGGCCAACAGGUCCACGUGGUACCUGCCCGGGUCCCGCCGAAGCAGCAGCAGAGCUCAGCAGGAGGCGAUCCAGGCCCUGCCGAGCGUUCUGCUGCCGCUGCUGCGGCACUGGAUCGGGCAAAGGCGCUCUUCUCGCAAGGCAAGAAGAGCGGCGACCAGGCCUUCAAUCCGCCAGCUCGCAAGAACAUGGGCAGCUUGACUACGAACAUCUCCAAGAGCCUCAGGGACUCCUUGCAGAAGCACCUUGCAAAGAAACAGCAGGAGGAGCGUCGCAAGCAUGAAGAGCAGAAGGCGUCGAAGGUCAAGGCGCCCGAGGACACCAAACCCUGGACAGGGUCCACCUCAUCUCAGGCGGCGCUGGGGAAAGAGGCUACAUUGACGCCGUCUGCCCCGUCCAGGCCACCGAAGAGUGGGGAUGCCUGGGCGUCUGCCGGGUUGCGGCUCAACGCCGUGGACACCACAGAUCAGGACAAGGCAGCUUUGAAGAAGUUCAAGGAGGACUUGCAGUUGGAUGAACAGGUGGAGCUGGGCCUUCAGUUCCUUUCCCAAGGGAAGCUGAACCGCAUCCUGUCCCAGAAGGACAGGGUGCUCAAGACCUGCAGGGAUGCAGCGGCAAGGACGGAAAUGGUGCGGAAGAUGAUCGCGGAGUACGAUCCUUCGGCCGACGAGCUGGUCAGGCGAAUUGAAGCCCAAGAAGAGCAGGAGAAGAUCUUGAAGGCCAUGUUCUGCUAUUUGAAUCUGUCCACCAGUCUCGCCUGCGCCAAAGACCCCGCCAAAGGCUCAGCCGCGUUUCUAGCUUUCGUAGCCCAGAUCUCAAGUUUUGGGGAAGGGGCUGCUGUUCUGCUGCCUGCUUUACGCUGGCUGAUAUUACCAAGAUAA
Messenger RNA from Symbiodinium natans, 1884 nucleotides. Lineage: Eukaryota; Dinophyceae; Suessiales; Symbiodiniaceae. The record is from the annotation of a GenBank genome assembly.